UACCUUGGUCGCGCAUAGCAAAAAGUCGGAGUUGGGUGAGUUUGUCGAAAGCGUCCAGGAACCGAACCUCGGCAUCCAGCCUCCCCGCAUAGUUUCGGUGAUCGUCAAGUUUGGUCUGUCUCACUCAUAACAGCACCGUGGCUCUCUCGUUGAAAAGGCCACCGGAGUGUUUCAUUCUCUAUACCGGCCUGUAGUCUCUUUGGAAAUCAAUCAAGCAAAAAUGUCUGGUCCAGGUGUCGGGCACGAGUAUCCGCCGCAAGAGGUGUCAUGGCUGAAGCGAGACGUCCUCUUAUUUGCGGUCAGCAUUGGCUGUACCGUUGAUGAACUACAUUUUCUUUAUGAACUGCACCCUAACUUCUGCGUAUUCCCUACAUACUCGAUCAUCCUACCAUUCAAAAAGACAUCGCAAGAAGUGAUUGAUUUCUAUGCGGCCCAAGAGAGCAACACAAGCGCGAUUCCGGGCGUGCCCAAGCUCGACGCGAGACGAGUUGUCGAUGGACAACGACUGAUCCAAUUCUUCAAACCGCUGCCCACGACCUCGGCCGGCCGCAAGUUCGAGCUGCGGUCCAAGGUGCUCGGAGUCUACGACAAGGGAAAGCCAGGAACCGUGAUGGAAACAGAACAGACAAUUGUGGACAAAGAGACGGGCGAAGUGUACACCCGCGCCGUUGGCAGUGGCUUCUUCGUGGGCCAGGGCGGAUGGGGCGGCCCCAAGGGUCCUGCGACCGUCAACUAUCCUCCUCCCAAGGGACGAGAACAGAGCCCGGACAAAGUGGUCGAGACGCAGUUGACCAACGAGAGCGCGCAUUUGUAUAGACUCAAUGGCGACUAUAACCCUCUUCAUGCCACGCCCGAGCCAGGCAUCAAGAUGGGCUUUGGCGGUCCAAUCAUGCACGGCUUGUUCAGCUGGAACACGGCCGCGCACAUCCUCCUCAAGGAGCUGGGCGGAAGUGAUCCGGCCAACAUGAAGGAGUUCCAGGCCCGUUUCGCCGCACCGGUCAAGCCUGCCCAGAAACUUGUCACUAAGAUCUGGAGAACAGGAGACAUCAAGGAUGGUUGGGAAGAGGUUAGAUUUGUGGUCGAGGUCAAUGGAAAGGUCGUGUUAAGCAAUGGCCGGGCCUUGAUGAAGUGUGUUGGAAGCAAGAGUAAGCUGUGAGCUUGGUUGGUUCGUCAGGACAGUGUCAGUGCCAUGUAAAGGACUUGUUCUGCGAUCCUAUAUGGCGGCGGUUGUAUAUAUCCGCCAAAAGUACCUCUUGUGCCAUGCUAGUACUCAGCCUUGUCUCCCCCCGGGUUCUGCAGCCUUACGCCAAAUUAUGGCGACGACCCUGGCCAGGGCUAGGGCAGCCGGUGCAAACCUCUCAAAGAAGACGGUGAUUAUAUUUAUUCUGUCCAAAACCG
This is a messenger RNA of Exophiala dermatitidis NIH/UT8656, 1398 nucleotides long. RefSeq lists its product as uncharacterized. The record is from RefSeq and is a predicted model, not a curated record. Lineage: Eukaryota; Fungi; Ascomycota; Eurotiomycetes; Chaetothyriales; Herpotrichiellaceae. The transcript has 4 exons. Gene Ontology annotation, cellular component: peroxisome. Bases 221 to 1156 code for a protein of 311 amino acids.